Messenger RNA from Mollisia scopiformis, 1002 nucleotides. RefSeq lists its product as uncharacterized. NCBI's taxonomy places the organism in Eukaryota, Fungi, Ascomycota, Leotiomycetes, Helotiales, Mollisiaceae. The coding region runs from base 1 to 1002 and encodes 333 amino acids. The transcript is spliced from 2 exons. The record is from RefSeq and is a predicted model, not a curated record.
AUGGCAACGACGUCUUCAUCGGGUAGGUCCAACCCAUACGAGAACAUCCACGUACACAUAUCCUGGUGGAAUAAGGAUCAGAUGGGAGUUCCACCCGAGAUCGUCGAAUUGGAGCAAGUCUUUAGAGAGAAGUAUAACUUCAGAACCAGAGUACACAGAUUGGGCUGGUCAGACGAAUCCAGGGCAGUAGUAGAUCUUGACAGCGGUCUGGAAUACCAUGAUAACCUUGAUGUUGUCAAGUCUGUGCUCGACAGCUCGUCUCUUCUGAUCUUCUACUACUCUGGCCGGGUACGAUCAAACGCUGCUGGAGACCUCAUGCUACUCCCUCGGGUUGGAGAACAAGGAGAAGAAAUCGCCUGGACUUAUAUACUGAAGCAACUCAUGAAACUCUACUCCGACGUCCUGAUUAUCUGGGACACAGACCAUACCUCAAGGGCCUGUAUCCAAGCCAUGUACACCAUGGAGUUUAUUGGAGCCGCGGACAAUAGUCGUGAGAUGUGGGGCCCAACGACGCUCUUCUCUUUCACCCAAUUCCUGAUCGACGUUUUGCGAGAAGCUGCAAAGAACGAUGACGGUCUUACGGCUGCAGAUCUACAUUCAAGAAUAGUCUCAAGAUAUCUGGACGCUGGCUUGGUAAUAAAGAAGGAGAAGGGACAAGAAAGCAAUUGCCCACCCUUGCCAUUUUAUUUCAAGCCUCGGGGAUCAGUGGUAUUUGGAAGCAUCCCAAUCAUCAAGCUACCCGUCGAAGACGAAGACGAAGAUAUGUCUCAUUCCAAUGCUAGCCCUAGCUCUGGUUCCGAUAUCGACUCAGAUGAUGACGAUGAAGAUACAAGUUCUGAUAAAGGAGUAGAAGCAAUUAAGAGAGACUUGCUCAAGCGCCCAGCAAAGCGUGCAGUGGCUCAGAGAAAGAAGCUACUGACAACCCUGAAGGAACGAGCACAAAGACCAGAACGAAAGAGACAUGUGCCCAUACAACGAGGGGGACUUUGUUUACCGGGCUAA